AUGUCUCUCAUUCCACCAGGAUCAAAUCCAAUACGAUAUCCAGGAUACUUCAAGCACAAACCACAACCAAAAGAGAACCCGCAUCUAGUUCUCACACACGAUAUUGUUCGCAACAUCAAGACACUACAUUUCGAAAUUAACACUUCCGAGCCUGUCAGUUCCAACAGAAAGUACCUCACAUCAAUGAAAGGAUACUUCGGUGUAAUGACACUCAGCGCCUGCAGCUCGUGCGACCUACACGGAAACGGAGAGAAGGUUCACCUAGACGACAAACACUGCUUAUGGCAACCGAAGAACAACACAGAGACCAAGGACGAGCCAUUGUGGCACCUACGAGUCAGCGUAUUGAAGGACCAGGAAGCAAGAGGCGACUGCCAGACUCGCAGAUUCGCUUUCAAAUCGUUGCAUCACCUCACACACGCGGCCAAUCAACUCGAUGCAGCAUUUGGCAAAACGCUAGACAUCAAGAAAUGUGGUGUUGAAACUCCGGAUGCGAUGGGUGGCAGAGUGAACGAUGGACGGAGCGAGAAUAUCACAAUCGAAUUUGAAUCCGAAUCGUCAACAGAAAGCUGGAAAGAGUUUCUGUGGAGGUUGAAGGGUUUGGAAGAUGAAUGGGAUCAUGAGGGCAUGAGUGUUCUGUGA
Molecule: messenger RNA, 642 nt
Organism: Cadophora gregata
Lineage: Eukaryota; Fungi; Ascomycota; Leotiomycetes; Helotiales; Ploettnerulaceae
Exons: 2
Coding region: 1-642 (213 amino acids)
Source: RefSeq, a predicted model, not a curated record